Molecule: messenger RNA, 864 nt
Organism: Loxodonta africana (African savanna elephant)
Lineage: Eukaryota; Metazoa; Chordata; Mammalia; Proboscidea; Elephantidae
Product: olfactory receptor 5L1-like
Exons: 4
Coding region: 1-864 (287 amino acids)
Biological process (GO): G protein-coupled receptor signaling pathway; sensory perception of smell
Cellular component (GO): membrane
Molecular function (GO): odorant binding; G protein-coupled receptor activity; olfactory receptor activity
Source: RefSeq, a predicted model, not a curated record
AUGAUAGUGAUCAUCAAGAUUAACCCCAAAUUUCACACCCCCAUGUACUUUUUCCUUAGUCACCUUUCUUUUGUUGAUUUUUGUUACUCCUCUAUCGUUACUCCAAAGCUGCUUGAAAACUUCGUCAUGGCAGAUAAAAGCAUCUUCUACUUUAGCUGUAUGCUCCAGUACUUCCCGUCCUGCACUGCAGUGGUGACUGAGUCCUUCUUGCUGGCAGUGAUGGCCUAUGACCGCUUUGUGGCCAUCUGCAAUCCUCUGCUCUAUACAGUGGCCAUGUCACAAAGACUCUGUGCCCUGCUGCUGUCUCUAGCUCUGAUAAAUGCAUUCCUCACCUUCUGCUUUUUGGGUUUGCCACCUUCAAUGAGUGGACGUCGCAAAGCCUUCUCCACCUGUGCCUCCCACCUGACUGCCAUCACCAUCUUCCACGGGACCAUCCUUUCCCUCUACUGUGUGCCUAACUCCAAAAACUCUCGGCAGACAGUAAAAGUGGCCUCUGUAUUCUACACAGUGGUCAACCCCAUGCUGAACCCCCUCAUCUACAGCCUGAGGAACAAAGAUACUCUGGGUGUUAGCAACACUCUCUGGAUUCUGGGAGGACGUUCCUUGGCCCUGGGCUUCAGCUCCACUUUUCAGGCCCAUUGGAACAGCAACUCUGCUUCCUCUACUGUGGGUGGCCUCAUUUGUCUAGUCCUUCUGAGUGGUGACACUACCCCCUCAGCCCUGGCAGGCCUCAUUCUUCUGCCCCUUGGGCAUGGCAUCCCUGCCCCCUCAGAUUUGGGCAGCACACCCACCUCCAUCCUGCUGGGACAAGUGAACAGUGGCCCCACACUCUGGAACCAAGUUGGUGAAGACCUUAGUCUUUAA